CUCGGCUAGACCCGGCCGCGCAGAGAAAGUCGCCGGGCUGCCGGCCGCCGAGCAUGCUCGCCCAGAGAGUGGUGCCAGUGCGAGCAGGUUACCUGCCUUUCCACCCCGCCGCGGCGGACAGCCUGGCGACGAGGACACCCUGGACCGAGGGCUCGCGUCCCCGUCUGGCCGCCGCUGGUUCCCGCGCUACCCGCUGCCCCCCCUGGCCGAACCGCCCUCCCUGGUGCCGUGGUUCGGGCACCUGAAGAAACCCAGCUCCUCUGUGCAGCUGCGGGGACGGCUAUUGAAAAGAGAGAAAAUGUCAAUGCUAUCUCCCGAGAUCAAGUUUGAGACUUCCAAAGUCACUGGAAGCUCCUUGGACAACUGCUUUCUGUUUGAGAGCAGCUGGAGGAAAGCGCUUUCAGAAACACAGAAGAUGAGGAAAGCAUUUGGUAUGGAAGAGCCCAAAGAAUGUUUCAAAAUGCCACAUUUACCAGAAUUGCCAAAGAGCUUAAAUUCAACUCCGCUAGAGAUUCAUAAACGGCUGCUGCGCUCUGAGACUGGGAUCCCUCCGAUCAGGGUAAAGAAGACCAGAGGGUCGUGCAGCGUGACAGCACUUCAGGAGAAGUCGAAAGGUUAUGUCUUCAGUGACCCUUUCACGGGGGCGCCCUCUCAGUUCUUACAGAGACUUUCCAAACUGGCCAUCCUGGAGUAUGACACUAUUCGGCAGGAAACACGCAAGAAAUCAAGGAGAGGCAAGAAGCGGGAUCUCCGAGACUGCUGAUAACCUCCCGCCAUGCGAUGCUUUCUUCCCUGGUUUGUA
Molecule: messenger RNA, 802 nt
Organism: Meriones unguiculatus (Mongolian gerbil)
Lineage: Eukaryota; Metazoa; Chordata; Mammalia; Rodentia; Muridae
Gene: C6H8orf89
Product: chromosome 6 C8orf89 homolog
Exons: 5
Coding region: 299-763 (154 amino acids)
Source: RefSeq, a predicted model, not a curated record